CGCACCAGGCCAGCUGCACUAGCUGCUAAUAUUAACAGUUGAGUCAUGGAGCUGCAAGGAGGGGGCUUGAGGGGGUUUGAUAGAGGGAGGGCUGGAGCUUUCUGGAAACAGAGUAGUACCUAUAAAAGCAAUGAGCCGGGGUAGUGCAGGCAUUAGAGGAACCACACAGAGGCAAAGAAGCAACACACAGGAGACGACAGCAAGGGACUCUGCUGAGAGCCUUCAACAUCUUUGACAUUCACACCAAGAAGUAAGUAAGAAAAGAAACUAACUAACGGACUUUGCUCUCUUAGUAUGAAAUAGUGAGACAGUCUGUUUCUGUUCAAGGUGCCUGCUAAAGAUUUGUUUUCAUCCCCUACUUUUUUAAGCUUUCUUAACUUUAUUCAUAAAUGAAUGACGUUAUUCUUUCACCACACUAAAAAAAUAACUUAAGUUGAGUAUCUAAAUAAAGAAAAAAUAACUUAAAAUAACUUAAAAUUUGAGGUUUUGAACAUUAUCAAUAAACACAGAUUUCUUUGAUCUUAAGAAUGCAUGGAUAAAAGGAGUGAAAGGAUCCCCUCAUAGAUAGAAUCUAUUUCUUAUUUUUGUGUAAGUAGGCAAUUAUAAGGGAUUGAAUUUAAUAAGUGGAUGAGAAAAAACACACGGGAACAAAGCUGUUGAUGUGUGCGACUGUACUAAACCACAUCCCUAUCAACAGGUUAGCAUUUUAAAACAUGUCUGCCAUUGGGUUAUAGAUACAUGUUGGUAAAAGGACUUAAAUAAUACAAGUACAGUCUUUGCAUUGUGUGUAGCAUUAACGAUUGAAAUGUAAUUUUCCCUGAUCUUUUUCUAGGUAAUCUAGAGCACAGAACAAGAUGUCUUCAGCUAAGGGAGUAUCCAUUGGCAUUGAUUUGGGCACCACCUAUUCUUGUGUCGGAGUUUUCCAGCAUGGUAAAGUGGAAAUCAUCGCCAAUGACCAGGGCAACAGGACCACUCCCAGCUAUGUGGCCUUCACUGACACAGAGAGGCUGAUUGGAGAUGCUGCCAAAAACCAGGUUGCCAUGAACCCCAGCAACACAAUCUUUGAUGCCAAGAGGCUCAUUGGGAGAAAGUUCAGGGACUCUGUUGUCCAGUCAGAUAUGAAACUCUGGCCUUUCAAGGUGAUCAAUGAUAAUGAAAAGCCAAAAGUCCAGGUGGAGUAUAAAGGGGAAAUCAAGGCUUUCUUUCCAGAGGAGAUUUCCUCCAUGGUGCUGGUAAAGAUGAAGGAGAUUGCUGAGGCCUAUCUGGGACAGAGGGUGUCAAAUGCUGUCAUCACAGUCCCAGCUUAUUUUAACGACUCCCAGAGACAAGCCACCAAAGAUGCUGGUGUGAUCUCUGGACUGAAUGUCCUGAGGAUCAUCAAUGAGCCCACAGCAGCAGCCAUUGCGUACGGCCUGGACAAAGGCAAGAGAGGAGAGCGCAAUGUGCUCAUUUUUGAUCUAGGUGGAGGCACAUUUGAUGUUUCCAUCCUGACUAUUGAGGAUGGCAUCUUUGAGGUGAAAGCCACAGCAGGGGAUACUCACCUUGGGGGGGAGGACUUUGACAACCGUAUGGUUAGCCACUUUGUGGAGGAAUUCAAAAGAAAGCACAAGAAAGACAUCAGCAUGAACAAAAGAGCAGUAAGGAGGCUGCGCACCGCCUGCGAGAGAGCUAAGAGGACCCUGUCCUCCAGCACCCAGGCCAGCAUUGAGAUCGACUCUCUGUUUGAGGGAAUUGACUUCUACACUUCCAUUACAAGGGCACGCUUUGAGGAGCUCAACUCUGAGCUCUUCAGGGGAACACUGGAGCCUGUGGAGAAGGCCUUGCAAGAUGCUAAGAUGGACAAGUCAAAGAUCCAUGAAAUUGUCUUGGUUGGUGGUUCCACCCGGAUCCCCAAAAUCCAGAAGCUCCUGCAAGACUUUUUCAACGGCAGAGAACUGAAUAAGAGCAUCAACCCAGAUGAAGCUGUGGCCUAUGGAGCAGCAGUCCAGGCUGCUAUCCUUAUGGGAGAUACUUCAGAGAACGUCCAGGAUCUGCUGCUGCUGGAUGUGGCUCCCCUGUCUCUUGGCAUUGAGACUGCAGGUGGAGUCAUGACAAAUCUGAUCAAACGAAACACCACAAUCCCCACCAAGCAGACGCAGAUCUUCUCCACAUAUUCAGAUAACCAGCCAGGUGUGCUGAUCCAAGUGUACGAGGGUGAGAGGGCCAUGACAAAGGACAACAACCUCCUGGGGAAGUUUGAACUCACAGGUAUCCCUCCUGCUCCGAGAGGUGUGCCACAGGUGGAGGUAACUUUUGACAUUGAUGCCAACGGCAUUCUGAACGUGACUGCAGCGGACAAAAGCACCGGCAAAGAGAACAAAAUCACCAUCACCAAUGACAAAGGCCGCCUGAGCAGAGAGGACAUCGAGCGGAUGGUGCAAGAAUCUGAAAAGUACAAAGCUGAGGAUGACAUGCAGAGAGAGAAGAUCACAGCAAAGAACUCUCUUGAAUCUUACGCCUAUCACAUGAAGAGCAGCGUAGAGGAUGACAGUCUUAAAGGAAAGAUUAGUGAGGAAGAUAAAAAGACAGUUAUUGACAAGUGCAAACAGACCAUCUCCUGGUUAGAGGACAACCAGCUGGCAGAGAAAGAAGAGUAUGAGCAUCAUCAGAAAGAACUAGAGAAGGUGUGCAAUCCCAUCGUGACAAAGCUGUACCAACAGGGGGCAGCACCAUCUGGGGGCUGUGGCAGCAAGGCCGGAGGCUCUCAGGGGCCCACUAUUGAGGAAGUUGACUGACAUGAUGGAUGAAUGGAACUUCAUUUAGAGUUAUCCUACCUGUAUCACUUUUUUCUUGAUUUUUUAAAAUAAAAUAAAAACUUUUCAAACAUUACAUUUUGACAGAAGUCUUUAUUUGUGGAGUUAAAGUUCAAGUUUUCACCUUCCAAAAACAUUCAACACAUCCUAUUUGGGCCACUUCAUAUUGAAAAAACAAACAAACAAA
Xyrichtys novacula (pearly razorfish) is the source of this 2979-nucleotide messenger RNA. Lineage: Eukaryota; Metazoa; Chordata; Actinopteri; Labriformes; Labridae. The record is from the annotation of a GenBank genome assembly.